Episyrphus balteatus (marmalade hoverfly) is the source of this 2961-nucleotide messenger RNA. RefSeq names its product zinc finger protein 728. The record is from RefSeq and is a predicted model, not a curated record. Gene Ontology annotation, cellular component: chromosome. Lineage: Eukaryota; Metazoa; Arthropoda; Insecta; Diptera; Syrphidae. The transcript has 14 exons. Gene Ontology annotation, molecular function: chromatin insulator sequence binding. Gene Ontology annotation, biological process: regulation of transcription by RNA polymerase II. The coding region runs from base 129 to 2705 and encodes 858 amino acids.
GUUGUUGGAAAUUCGUGAAAUCGAUGUAGAAAUAAAAUAAUUUUGUAUUUUUUGCCAAAAAUAAAUAAACAAUAACUAAAAUUUAUUAAUUAUACAAUUAACAUAAAAAUACAGAAUUUAGAUAAAAUAUGAAAUUCAAUUGCUUGCGAUGCAAUAAUUCAUUGGAAAAUGAAUUCCAAUUGAUUUUCGAUGAAACUGGCAUCGAACUGCAGUUGGACAAGCUUCUAGCUGAUAUCUUUGAAAUCUCUGUUGUCAGAGAUCCAUCUCUAACUCAAGCUCUGUGUGAUGGAUGCGUUAACUUGCUUAUAGAGCUUUACGAUGCACAAAAAUUCAAAGAAGAAGAAAAGUUAGAUUUGCCAGAGGAUAAUCAUAGCAAUCAGCAAAUAGAAGAGAUUACCUCUGAAAUUGAUACCAAAGAGGAAGUGCUGGAGGAUGAUAUGAUUAUUGAAGAAAUAGAAGAACAAACUGAAAAUGAAGAAGAAUUCAAGGAAAUUAUUGAAGAGUCUAAUUCCAUGGACAACGAAGAGUUUCUUGGUUUUAAAGAAACUGAAGAAAAAGAAGAUAAAGAUGAACAUAAUUCUUCUCUAAAUGAAUUAAACCUGCAGCAUUAUCUGGAGGACGUUAUUAAGAGUGAUUUGGAACUCAUAUCCUUUGAUCAGAAUUCUGUUUGUAAACUUUGUGAUGAAACGUUAAACAGCCACAAAGCUUUGCUUUUCCACAUUUCAGAUAGUCAUAAAACCGAGUCUGAACAGUAUCCAUGCAUUUUCUGCGAAGAAGUAAGUUAUUUUGAUUCCAUCACAAAUCUGGCUGUGCAUGUUGUUCUCAAACAUUAUGAUUUGAAUUCAAUAACGAUAUAUUGUACCUGUCCCGAGUGUAAUACAAGAUUUUCAUCGUUCCUAGAAUAUAAUAAGCAUUCUUGUUACAAACAAAGUUAUGGCAGUCGUUUAAUACAAGAGUGUGAUCAAUGUUCGAAGAAAUUUAUUUCCAAUAAGAGGUACCGUUUCCAUUUACAAUUUCAUCUAAACAAGCAAAGGCCUAAAGCUUGUUUCAUCUGUGAUAUUUUAUUUUCUGAUGAAAAUGAUUUCUUUGAGCACAUUAUGUUUGCCCAUCAGAAGGAAGAUUCAUUCGUAUGUAAAAAAUGCGAUCGAGUAUGCACAACAAAACAAUUGUACGACAAUCAUAUGGAACUUCACAAUUCAGUUAAAUCAUUUCACUGUCAAUACUGCCCAAAGUCAUAUUUUUACAACCAAAUGCUAAUUAAUCAUGUUCAACAACAACAUUCUGAUAAACAACAGCAUCAAUGUGAAAUCUGCAAUAAGACUCUUACCAACAGACAUCUACUAAAACGACACAUGCAGAUAGUCCAUAUGGAAGAAACUGAAGAUGAUGUGUUUGUAUGUUCAGCAUGUGGACUUAUUGGAAUUUCUGAAGAAGAAAUUAUGUUUCAUUCAGAAGAUGAUAAAUGCCUAGGAGCAGAAACAAUCAUUGAGUGUUUGAAAAUUGCUUAUGCCUGCGAGUUUUGUGAACUUGCUUUCAAAAGCAUCGACACAUUAAAGCAACACAGAGAAAUCCAUCAAGAUAAUGUAUUUAAAUGCUGGAUAUGUGAGGGCACAUAUUUGGAAUUUAAAAAGCUUAAGACUCACAUUCUCACACAUAACAAACUUGAAUCCAUACAACAAUUAUUUCCAAUUAACAGGCAUUAUGUUUGCGAUAUUGAUUCGUGUGACCAAUCCUAUCUGACAUGGCCAUCUUUGCGAGCUCAUAAAAACCGCCACGCAACCAAAUUUACUUGUGAAAUUUGUUCUCAAGCAUUUACCACCGAAUCAAAGCUACAUGCUCAUCUUAAAUCUCACGACACAAAUGAAGAGUACCCCUGUCAAUUUUGUCCAAAAUUGUGCAUUUCUCAAAUGUCUCUUUCCGUUCACGUUGCCCGGAAGCACAAUAAUAAUUACAAAACAUGUCCAACUUGCAAGUCAACUUGCAGUUCGGAAGAAGCUCUCAUAGAGCACAUUGAAAUGCAACAUACCGAAGCGAAAUGUGAAAUUUGUGGUAAAGUAACGAAAAACAAACGCAAUCUUCAAGUUCACAUUCAAAUGAUACAUAGCCAAGUUAAGAGGUUCUUUUGUUCCGUAUGCAACAAGGGUUACUUUAAUAAUAGCGAUUUAAAAAAUCAUGAAAGAGCACUCCACCAAGAACCAAACAAGUUCAAAUGUGAAUAUUGCAACUUUAGUUCGAGCUAUGAAGCCUCUUUUAAUGCUCACAUACUUAAGCAUGAACAAAAUAAACCUUUUAAAUGUGAUGAAUGUGGAAGGGAAUUCACUCGAAAGUCAUCUUUCAAAUUGCAUGUGUUGAGGCAUUCUGAUAACAAACCAUUUGUUUGCCCAGUUGAACUGUGUGGUAGAAGUUUUGUCAUGCUGGGUGUUUUGAAUUCACACAUCAAAAAUUCUCAUCCAGAUUGUGAAGAAGUUAAAGUUAAACAAACUUCUAAAAUACGUUCAGUUAAAAAAAAGAAACAAAGCAAAAAAGCUCUAAAUCAAGACAUCGAUUCAGCGAAUUCUUCUGAUUAUGUGAUAGCAGAAGUUUAUUCUGAAAGCGAAUAUAUUAAAGCGGAAGAGGUUGAUGGUGAUAUUGUGAUAUUUGAUGGAUCAAAUGCAGAAGAAGAAGUUGUAUUGGAAUGCUCUGAGGAAGCAGAUAUGUAUAUAUAGAUUGAAAUUGAACAAUGUUUGUUUUUUUUUUUUAUUCAAUUUUUGCUAAGGACUAAAAAAACAUUUUUGCCAGACAAAAAUUAUUCAGAAGAAAAAUUUUUUUAAAGAAGUUUGAAAUCUAUUUUACUUUGAUUGCAAUACAUACUACUGUUUUGAGUUCCAAUUAUUCUGCCGAAAUUGGCAGAUAAACGAAAAACUUUUAUAAUGUUAAAGCUUUGUAAAAAUGUAUAAAAGAAUAAUAAAAAAAAUUUAAAGA